UUGAGAGGAAGCUGCUUUAUAUUCUCUGUGUAUCAGACGUGGGACGAGGGUCUUGCCAUCACUGCAGCAGCGUGGGCGAGGAACUGUUUGUUUGAACACAACGUAGACCUCAAAGAUGUCCGCCGUAUGCAUGCUACCUUCUCCUCUGUUGGAGAAAACCUCUGGGCUGGAUUCCCAGCGUCAGAUUUCAACGUGAGGAGUGCAAUCAAAAGUUGGGUGGAUGAAGUACACCAAUACAACUUCGACGAAAACAGCUGCUCAGGCGUCUGUGGCCACUACACACAGGUUGUGUGGGCGAGCAGCUACAAGGUUGGCUGUGCCGUGCAGCUGUGCCCGAACGGAGUCAAAAGCACAAGCUUUGCUUCUCGUGAGGGGGCUAUCUUUGUGUGCAACUAUGCUACUGCGCUAAGGGGCGGGACAUCUCUAAGAGGUUGACCAAUAACAAC
Molecule: messenger RNA, 446 nt
Organism: Notothenia coriiceps (black rockcod)
Lineage: Eukaryota; Metazoa; Chordata; Actinopteri; Perciformes; Nototheniidae
Product: glioma pathogenesis-related protein 1-like
Exons: 3
Cellular component (GO): extracellular region
Source: RefSeq, a predicted model, not a curated record